Molecule: messenger RNA, 1344 nt
Organism: Dermacentor andersoni
Lineage: Eukaryota; Metazoa; Arthropoda; Arachnida; Ixodida; Ixodidae
Product: multidrug resistance-associated protein 1-like
Biological process (GO): transmembrane transport
Cellular component (GO): membrane
Molecular function (GO): ATP hydrolysis activity; ATP binding; ATPase-coupled transmembrane transporter activity
Source: RefSeq, a predicted model, not a curated record
ACUUAUGCUCGCGACGAGAGGCUGAAGUCAAUGACGGAUCUCCUGUGCAACGUCCGGGUCGUGAAAAUGUAUGCCUGGGAAGAUGUCCUGCAAGAGAACGUGCUUCGAUCGAGGAAAGUGGAGCUUAGAAACCUGCUUGCAAUCAAUGUGCUCAACGCUGUCCUCGAUGCUCUGUGCAGCUCCUGCAGUACUGUGACAACAAUUAUCCUCUUCUCAACUAUGUCUCUGUUCGAGCCUGAACGUGCCCUCAGUCCUCAGCUGUCUUUCUCGUGCGUUUCUUUGUUGUACAUCACCGAUUUGACUGCCAACAGCCUUGCUCUUGUCUUUAGGAACAUCAGCAAGGGCGCAGUUGCACUGAAGCGCAUCGCUGAAUUUUCCACGGCCGAAGAAUAUGGCGAGGAAAAGCAGUCGCAAGUGAAGGAUUGCUUCAGUCAGAAGGGAGCCGUGAGCCUGAAAAACUGCACGCUGGCAUGGAGCCGCUCGCCGGCAAAAUCCGCUGAGCCACUGCUGAGAAACGUGACGCUCAACGUCGAACCCGGAUCACUUGUUGGAAUCGUUGGCUUCGUCGGCAGCGGCAAGUCAUCGCUGCUGUCGGCCAUCCUUGGAGAUAUGCAGUGCCUAGAAGGCAGUGUUACACACAGGGUGAGCAUGCAGCCUCGGUCGUUCACGACAGCAGUAAGCCCAGCCAUGCGCCACGACUCCAACCCCUCUUUCUUGUCCUCUCAGGGCCGUAUAGCGUACGUGCCUCAGUUGCCGAACGUGCACAACAUGACCAUACGGGACAACAUUCUCUACGGCCGGCCCAUGCAUCCGGGCAACUACGAACGCGUGCUUCGCCGCUGCCAGCUAAUGAACGACCUCAACAAGAUUCCAGCGGGGGACGUGGCAGAGGUGGGAGAGAAGGGAACGAACCUGAGCGGCGGCCAGAAACAGCGAAUAUCGUUGGCUCGCGCGGCGUACAGCAACAGUGACGUGUACCUCCUCGACGACCCGCUCAGCGCACUUGACCCCGCGGUGGCCAACAGCAUUUUCCGCGAUGUCCUGGGUCCGUCCUCCCUUCUCAGGAACAAGACUCGCAUUAUGGUUUGCAACCAAGGAACGUACUUGGGUCACAUGGAUAAAAUUGUAUUCGUCCAUGGCAAGAAGGCAACGGUGUACUCAUCUGUCGACGAUCUGCUGCAAGACCCAGCGUCGCCGCAGAAUUUCCACGCGGCUUUAAAGCAAAAUCUGCUGGCGUCCACUGCCGCCGACGGCACUGCGCUUGAACAGGAUGAAGAAAACGACGCUGCCGGACGAAUUACAGAAGAAGAAAUGGAUCAAUCAAACAAGCUCCCAACGGGCUAG